CCCUAGAGCCUGUCCCUUUAACCUAGAGCUUGUCCCUUUACCCCAGAGCUUGUCUCUUUACCCCAGAGCCCGUCCCUUUAACCCAGAGCCUGUCCCUUUAACCCAGAGCCCGUCCCUUUACCCCAGAGCCCGUCCCUUUAACCCAGAGCCCGUCCCUUUACCCCAGAGCCUGUCCCUUUACCCCAGAGCCUGUCCCUUUAAUCCGGCGCCUGUCUCUCACGCAGCCCCAUUCAUUGCUGUGAUAGCUCCGCCUGUGGUGGUAGUGGCAGCGGGUUGUGUCUGAGUGGACCCCGGGCUGUGCCUGACUCUCUGUGGAUCUCUCGCUCUGGACGGGGCUCGAACACUCGCCAUGGACGAGUCAGUCAAUGUCACGGCCACCUCUUCCAGCCGCGGGGUGGUCAUCCAGGUCCGGGAGAAGAAGAGUUGCCUGAGAGCGGCCAUCCCCUACAUGCCUUUCCCUCUGGCUGUAUUCUGCCUCUUCCUCAACACCUUCGUCCCAGGAUUGGGGACCUUUGUGUCUGCCUUCAUGGUGCUGUGUGGAGCGAGGACCGAUCUGCCAAACCGUCACAUGUGCUGUGUCUUUCUUCUUAACGUGGCUGCUGCCCUCAUUCAGAUCCUCACAGCGGUGGUGAUGGUGGGCUGGAUCAUGAGUAUAUUCUGGGGCAUGGACAUGGUCAUCCUAGCCAGCUACAAAGAGCAGGGGAUUCCUCACCAAGUGUAAUUCCGUCCGUGGAAGGAUCAGUCGUUGUCCUGCCAUUUCCCACCCGCAGCUGCGGCCAGAGGACGUUCACUGGGCCCUUCAGGAUGUCAGUAGGCCCGAAUGUCAGGCUGACUUUGAUUGUUUUUAUUUGUUUCAGUCAACUGUUUAUAACUAUGCUGAAGGGGAAUGGGGGGGCGGGUGGUGGGUGGUAUGUGAUUAAAAAUAAACCUGAUCAGUAACGCCCUGUACUUGCCCCUCUGCUUUUGGAACUGCCCAUUCGGUUGACCUGCAACGACCGUUUCUUCAACCGUUUCCAUGGUGAAGCGCCCUCAUUUUGCCAACGGUCUCCAGCACGAGCCGCCCAGGGACCAGAUCCGGCUUUCCAGUAAAUUCCAGGGACGUUUUUUUAAAAAUGUUUCUGGCUGAGCCUGGGAUUUAAAGUGCUAAACCCACUGCUUUGUUUAAAAAAAAAACACAUUCGGAUGAACAAUUCUGAAGAACGCUGGGAACAAAUUCUGAAUUAAUUCGUGCUUUGGAAAGUUAGUGUGCGGACAAUGUGUCAGAACCAAUGAAAGGGAUUUAUGCCUGUCUUUUUUUUGGGAACCCUCAAAACCGUAGUUAUUAAAGACUAACCAGGAAGCUGAGGGCAACAAAGUAUUUUCAACUCCUCACCACCGUGCAUGUUAUGUUUCAUUCAAGUGAAAGCGUUUUGCAUCAAUAUGAUCUGUAAAUACCUACUGGAAAUUCUAAUAUAAAUCAAAAUUGAGGCAGGUUGGUUGAUUGAUUGAAAAUGGAUGAUGUGACCUGUUGUCCCCUCGUCCUUUGAUAUUCCUGCCUCUCUGGACUCUGCAUGAUGCCCACUCCUGGCCACUCAAUUAACAUUGAGUCCACUGCCUUCUUUCAGCAUCUCCUGGCAUUUAUCCAGACAGAACAUUCUCCUUAACCCCCUUAGGGAUUCCUGCAGGAGACAAGAGUCUUCCCAAGUGACUCAAAAAAAAAACAAAAUGGAAACGCAAGAAUUCUUGAGAUAUUUAUGAAAGUGCCAAGAAAUUAUGAUUGAGUACUUCUGCCUAUGAAUUUGGUAGACUUUCAAACAAUCCAGGAUGGAUUUAUAUGUAUAUAUUUGUAAAUAUAUUCUGGUGUACGCAUAUUUGAGCGUUUUAAAUCUUUAGUCGAUGCAUGGAAACAAUUUUGAUAAUGUGAGCAUUUUUCAUGUCCCUUGGAGGAUUGACAGUAAUGUUUGCUUCUUGUGACUAACUUUUAUGAUUGGUAAUUAUACAAGUUUAUUGUGAGAUUUACUCUUUUACUUUUUAAUGAAAAGGAAUGGUCCAGAUGCUUAAAUCACUUUUUUUUUCCCGCCCACUCCUACCCCCCUCCUCCUCAAUUGAGCUGACACUUCAUCCAGUCCACAAAUAAGGUUUGGAAGGGAUUUUUCCAUGUUGGCUAAAAUAUAAAAACUGGAAUGUGGGAUGCAUGUGCAGGGAAAGAUAGUAAAGAUGUUUCUGUAUUUCAGUAACAGCCUCCACUUCUUUUCUAACUAGAAUCACCAAUACUAGCUAUAGUCCUGAACCUUUUCAAUUACCAAUGGCCUGGCCACUCAGUGCCUAUUCUUUCCCCAAGUUGUAGAACCCCGAUAGUUGCUUCGUACCUGACGUGGAAAUGCUUUUCCACGGAUAAUUUGCAAUCCGAUAUGGUUGUGGUUCUGUUUUAUUAUGGAAGCCAAAGGGAUCAGUCAGCUGGGUUUUGUUGAAUGACUGGUUUGUGAUGCUGAGUGACAAACAGCCAUGCAGUACAGGAGCAGGCCCUUCGGCCCUGCGCCAACACGUUUUGCCCUUCCAUACUAAAACUGUUUUCACUUACAGGAUCUGUAUCUGUCUAUUCCCUUUCCCAUUCACGUAUUUGUCCAGAUGUUUCUUGAAUGCUGCUUUUUUUGCCUGCUUCCACCACUUCCUCUGACAGUGCGUUCCAGGCACCCACCACCCUUUUGUAUGAAAAACGGGCCUCACAUUUUAAACUCCCCACACCCCCGCCACACCUUGUACCCAUGUCCCCCAGUAAUUGACCCCUCCACCCUGGGGAAAAGUCUCCUACUUUGCACACUAUCCAUGCCAUUCAUAAUCAUGUGAACUUCUAUCAGGUCACCCCUCAACCUCCUGCCUUCCCCUGAAAACAAUCCCCAGUCUAGGGCGGCACGGUGGCUCAGUGGUUAGCACUGCUGCCCCACAGCACCAGGGACCCAGGUUCGAUCCCGGCCUCG
This is a messenger RNA of Chiloscyllium plagiosum (whitespotted bambooshark), 2957 nucleotides long. It is a transcript of the gene stum, whose product is annotated as stum, mechanosensory transduction mediator homolog. The record is from RefSeq and is a predicted model, not a curated record. Lineage: Eukaryota; Metazoa; Chordata; Chondrichthyes; Orectolobiformes; Hemiscylliidae.